Messenger RNA from Brugia malayi, 1098 nucleotides. RefSeq lists its product as uncharacterized. Gene Ontology annotation, biological process: deoxyribonucleotide biosynthetic process. The transcript is spliced from 9 exons. The record is from RefSeq and is a predicted model, not a curated record. Gene Ontology annotation, cellular component: cytosol. Gene Ontology annotation, molecular function: ribonucleoside-diphosphate reductase activity, thioredoxin disulfide as acceptor. Bases 1 to 1098 code for a protein of 365 amino acids. Lineage: Eukaryota; Metazoa; Nematoda; Chromadorea; Rhabditida; Onchocercidae.
AUGCCACUAGAAGAAGUUAAUGUUAACUGCAGUGAUUUACUAAGCGUGAAGGAGAAUUUAACAAUCCAGAAGACAGAACCACCAUGUGGUACUUAUGAAACGGCUACUACUACUGUGAGAUACGAAUCAAAUGGCGAGAUUUUGUUGGCUGAAAAUCCAAAUCGUUUUGUUAUAUUCCCUAUCAAGUUUCAUGACAUUUGGGAUUUUUAUAAGAAAGCCUUAGCAUCAUUUUGGACCGUUGAUGAGGUUGAUCUUAGUAAAGAUUAUCGCGAUUGGGAGAAUUUGAAUGAUGGAGAGCGUCAUUUCAUCUCAAGAGUUCUGGCAUUUUUUGCCGCCUCAGAUGGUAUUGUUAACGAAAACCUGGUAAAUCGUUUCUCACAGGAAGUUCAAGUACCAGAAGCACGGUUUUUCUACGGUUUUCAAAUUAUGAUCGAAAAUAUUCAUUCUGAAAUGUACUCCAAAAUGAUUGAUACGUAUAUUCGUGAUCAAAAACAAAAGUCUCUCUUGUUCAAUGCAAUUUAUGAAUUCGAAUUCGUGAAAAAGAAAGCUGAUUGGGCAUUGUGUUGGAUUGCUGAUAUAAAUGCUUCCUACGCGGAGCGACUGAUAGCAUUUGCUGCUGUUGAGGGAAUAUUUUUCUCUGGAAGUUUCGCCGCAAUAUUUUGGUUGAAAAAGCGCGGCUUAAUGCCUGGUUUGACGCAUAGCAAUGAGCUGAUCUCAAGAGACGAAGGCUUGCAUCGCGAUUUCGCCUGUCUGUUAUACACCUAUAUCAAAAAUAAGCCAUCGGAAGAAAGGAUUUAUCAGAUUAUUCGCGAAGCAGUUGAUAUUGAAAAAGAGUACUUAACGGAAGCAUUACCGGUUGACCUGAUCGGUAUAAACUGCAAGUUGAUGUGUCAAUAUAUUGAAUAUGUAGCUGAUCAUUUACUAACAGAACUCCAUUGUGCAAAGAUCUAUCAUUCGGAUAACCCAUUUGAUUUCAUGGAGCGUAUAUCGAUCGAAGCGAAAACUAAUUUUUUCGAAAAACGUGUCAGCGAGUACCAGAAAGCUGGUGUUUUAAGUAGCGAAGAGGGAAAAAGUUUCAACUUAGAUUCAGAUUUCUGA